Molecule: messenger RNA, 1536 nt
Organism: Fusarium venenatum
Lineage: Eukaryota; Fungi; Ascomycota; Sordariomycetes; Hypocreales; Nectriaceae
Product: general substrate transporter
Biological process (GO): transmembrane transport; carbohydrate transport
Cellular component (GO): membrane
Molecular function (GO): carbohydrate:proton symporter activity
Source: RefSeq, a predicted model, not a curated record
AUGACUGCUGCAGAGACAGACACCAUUCGCGUACAUUGGCGAUGCUUCGUCGCCUGUGGAAUCAUCGUCCUGUCGCCUUUCCAGUAUGGCCUCGAUUUUGGUCUUAUCGGCGGACUCCAAGCCAUGCCUGGCUUUCUCCAGGUCUACGGCUACGAAGACCCGGAGACCGCAAUCGGAUGGAACAUCUCGACCACUAGACAACAGCUCAUCUCUUCGCUGAUGACCCUUGGUGCUUUCAUAAGCUCCAGUCUUGCUGGGUUCGUGGCGGCGAAACUUGGCCGGAAGAUGUGUCUUUGGCUUGCCUGCAUACUUUGUGCUGUUUCGAAUGUCAUUAUGAUGGCUACGACUGACAUUGGCCCGCUAUAUCUUGGUAGACUACUCAUCGGUUUGGCAAAUGGGUACUUCAUGACCUUUUCGCAGCUCUACAUUCAAGAGACUAGCCCUGCCAAGUACAGAGGAUUAUUCUUGACUGCAUUUCACUUAUGCACAACCUUUGGCACUCUUGUAGGUACGAUCAUCGACUGGACAACUGCCAAGCGCCCAGAUCGAUCGGCAUAUCUUAUUCCGCUUGGAAUGAUUUACAUUGUACCUAUCGUCAUAUCCAUUUCUUUUUGGUUCAUCCCCGAGUCUCCACGAUGGCUCAUUCUUCAAGGACGUUACGAUGAUGGCCUCAAGUCACUAGGUUGGUUGAGGCCAAAAGGAGCAGAUGUGGAAGCGGAGUUGGCUGAGAUCCGACAAGCCAUUGAAGCAGAGAAAACUAUGACCAGUGGCGUCGGAGUACUGGACAUGUUUAAAAGCCCGGUCGACAGAAGACGCACCAUGAUAUCAGUUUGCGCAGUUCUUCUGCAAGCUGCCUCGGGUUCCAUGUUUAUUAUUGCCUUCAAGGCCUACUUCUUCGCCAUGGCAAAGGUAGAAGACCCUUUUGCCAUGAGCAACGUCCUAAGCACGGCAGGCUUGACUGCGACCAUCAUCAACGCAUUUAUAGUUGUUCGGUAUGGACGACGCCGCGUCCUCUUACUUAGCGGUCUUACUAUCGCUGGCUUCUUCCAGCUCAUCUUUGCGGUUGUUUACGACAGAAACCCAGGCCAGAUUGUUACUGGCAAGAUACUUGUUGCACUUUCGUGCUUGUAUAUGGCGGCAUAUAAUGGUAUGAUUGCUCCUUACUCAUGGCUCGUUGCUGGAGAAAUUCCGUCACAGCGCCUUCGAAGCUACACCUUCGGCCUUGCGGCAGCCGCCGGGUUUCUUGGAGCUUGGCUUAUCACUUUCACGGCACCAUAUUUCAUUAACCCGAGCGCACUAAACUGGGGUCCCAGAUAUGGAUACAUCUGGUUUCCUUCAUGCAUGGUUUGUGUUGUUUGGGUGUACUUCUUCCUACCAGAACUAAAGGGCCGUACUCUUGAGGAGAUAGAUGCCAUGUUCAACGAAAGACUUCCAGCAAGAAAAUUCCGAACCUAUCAUGUACCACGGAAUGUUGCUGGGGAAAAUGUGGGAAAGUCAAGCAUUGAGUUGAAAGUAGUUGAGUCAGAGAGGGUCUAG